GAAAUGGAUCAAUAUUAUAGUCAUGCACUUAAAAUUGUUUUGGAGGCUGGUGAACUGUUGUUAAAAGGUUUUAAAAGUCCAAAAGAAAUAUCAACUAAGAAAAAUGAUAAGGACUUUGUAACACAAUACGACAAACUUAUUGAAAAAACAAUAAUUAACAGCAUAUUUCAAUUAUACCCAAAUCAUAAAUUUAUUGCAGAAGAAAGUGCUGCAAAUAAUAUUUUAACAGAGGAACCUACAUGGAUACUUGAUCCAAUUGAUGGAACAACUAAUUUUAUACAAGGAUUUCCAUUUUGUUGUAUUUCAUUGGCAUUGGCAGUAGAAAAUGAAAUAAUAAUAGGAAUAGUUUAUAAUCCAAUAAUAAAUCAAUUAUUUACUGCUCAAAAAGGAAAAGGGGCAUAUUUGAAUAAUGAAAAAAUACAAGUAUCAAGUACUGAAGAUCUUAAUAAUGCUAUGCUUGGACAUGAAUUUUAUUCUACGACCAAAAUUGAUAUAAGGAAAUUCCGUGGAUUAAGAAGUUUAGGAUCAGCAGCAAUAGCUUUAUGCUAUUUGGCAAUGGGGGCAGUAGAUAUAUGUUAUUAUAAAAAAUUAAAGUGUUGGGAUGUAGCAGCAGGAGUUUUGAUUAUCCAAGAAGCUAGAGGUUGUGUACUUGAUUCAACAGGAGGUGAAUACAAGAACAUAAUGGAUGCUGAUAUACUUGCUGCUUGUACAAGAAAACUAGCAGACAAUUUUUUGAAAUUAAAAGACAAUAAUUUCAAUUAAGUAUUGAAGUAAAAUAAAAUACAAAAUAUUAUUAUUUGAGAUGUAACAUUUAAACCAUUUCAUCUUAAAAGUAAACUACAAAACUUUAAAUAAUGAGUAAGAACUAAAAUUCAAGAUUUAAAUUCUAUUUCAAAUCAUGAUAAAUUUUAAGUCAUCAUCAACAUAUGUCAAAAUAAUAAUAAACAAUAUUUAUAAGAAA
This is a messenger RNA of Rhopalosiphum maidis (corn leaf aphid), 961 nucleotides long. RefSeq names its product inositol monophosphatase 1-like. Gene Ontology annotation, biological process: signal transduction; inositol metabolic process; phosphatidylinositol phosphate biosynthetic process. The record is from RefSeq and is a predicted model, not a curated record. Gene Ontology annotation, molecular function: inositol monophosphate 1-phosphatase activity. Bases 4 to 762 code for a protein of 252 amino acids. NCBI's taxonomy places the organism in Eukaryota, Metazoa, Arthropoda, Insecta, Hemiptera, Aphididae. The transcript is spliced from 6 exons.